This is a messenger RNA of Symbiodinium natans, 1593 nucleotides long. Lineage: Eukaryota; Dinophyceae; Suessiales; Symbiodiniaceae. The record is from the annotation of a GenBank genome assembly.
AUGGCGCUUCCACUUGCCGUUCUGGCUGUGGCCGCAGUUGGGCGCAUCCGCCUAGCCUUGGGAAAGACGACUUGGGCGAGUAUGUUCAGUAAUCAGGGCGCGGUAGUGAUGAUUCUCUAUCUUGCCUCGGCACGUGUCGCGGUGCUUCCGCUUCAGUGUGCCGCCAAUCCGGAUGGAUCCUCAUCAGUUCAGGCAUAUCGGUCGGUCAUAUGCCUGGAGGUGCCAGAGCACAUUGUCAUGGUGAUCCUGGCGAUAGUUGGGUUGGUCUUGUUUAGCAUCACUCCCCUGGCCGCCGUGUCAUGGGCAGUGUGGGUAUACCCAAAUCGCAUCCAAAGCCCUGGCUCAAUUGUGUUCCUGGAGAGGUGGCGAUUUGCCUUUGAUCGCUUCUCUAAUGAAUCCUACGCAUAUGCGGUGGUCUACCUCUGGCGCAACCUCCUCAUUGCACUCACGCCAGCGGUGUUCACCAACAACCAAGCGAUCCAGGUCCUCCUACUGGCUGUGAUCUUGGUUGCUGGUCUAGCGAUCCAGGUGCGGCUCAUGCCCUGGCGGACCAGCCUAGCCAACCUCAUCGACGUGCUGGCGUCGGUCUCUGUUUCCAUCUUGGUGGUCGGCAGUUCAUUGCUCAUGGUCAUGACGGCACAGGACGUGGGCUUACUUCAGACCUGGAUUUCCCUCCACCUCUUGGCCACCUUUGGCAUCUUCGUGUGUGUGGUCGUGAACCAUUCCCUCAAAUGGUUCGUCAGCAAGAAGUACCAAGUCUUCAUCAGCCAUCACAAAGGAAGUGCAGCAGCUCUCGCGCGCUGGUUCAAGACGUGUAUGCUAGCUCAGCAGAGGUUGAAGUUGAAGAUAUUCCUGGACUCAGAUGACCUUCUAAGUGUGGACGCGCUCUUUGACAUUGUCGCGCACCAGACGCAGAACGUGAUUUUGAUUCUCACGAAAGAGUAUUUCACCAGGCCCUGGUGCAUGGGCGAAUUUGUGAGUGCGAUCCAGUCGCGGGUUCCCAUCGUUGCAGUGAAGUGCAAGGAUUGUGAAACCCUGAACACGGACCUGAUUGUGGAACAUGUGCGGAGCAUCUGGAAGGAGUCGCACAAGGCUUUGCUGUCGAGUCUGGGCGUCACCGAAGGCCUUGUUGCAAAGGCCAUUGCGCACCUGCAGCACAACAUCAUCCCAGUUGUGGAGCUGGAUCGAUCAGCCAGCGAAUCGGACCAAGUCAACGUGGUGUCAGCCACCAUGGAGGCCUGCCGCCUGGGCACCUUUGCCUUUUCCAAGGAAGCGCAGACUUGUUGCUUCUUGGUGCGACGGAAGCUCGUCCUCCUCACGAGAACGGUGGUGGACAUUCUGGACGAGGGGCGGGUGGACAUCCUGGGAAAUAGGAGCGCGCUUCCAGAGCUGGGGGUGCUGGUCGUGCUGCUAAUGCAGGGGACCUUAGCGGAUCCCUUUGUGGCCAACGCGCUGUUCCUGACAAGGAAGGCUCGCGAGGAUGUCAACUUGGUUCCGCUGAUUGCCGACCCGAACUUUUCUUUCCCAGAUCCGGCGUACUGGGCGCAGCUUGCCUCAGGGAGGCGGGGGGCCACCUGUAGGUUUAGGGUUUAG